UAAUACAUUCUUGUGCCCUUCCUGUAAUCAUGUACCACAGCUACUACGCAUGCAUGUCCACCAAAUAUAAAGAGAGCCUGACCAGCCACUCAGCCGUCAGAGAAAUCUAAAUCCCUUGUGAUAAAAGACUUUCAUUUGGCAUUUAGAGAGUGGAAAAGGAUGAAGUGUAUUGUGGCAUUUCUUGUGCUGUCGAUGGUCACCCUCAUGGCUGAACCUGGAGAGUGCAUUUGGGACGCAGUUUUCCAUGGAGCCAAACAUUUUCUUCAUCGGCUCGUCAAUGGACCUGAUGGCAAGGAUGCUGUCAAGGAUGUCCAACAAAAGCAAGAGCAGCAAAAAGAUCAGGAGCUGGAUAAGCGUGCAAUCAGUUACCACCGUCGUCGACUUAAUUUUGACUAAAUUCAAGCUACCACCAAA
Maylandia zebra (zebra mbuna) is the source of this 414-nucleotide messenger RNA. Lineage: Eukaryota; Metazoa; Chordata; Actinopteri; Cichliformes; Cichlidae. The record is from RefSeq and is a predicted model, not a curated record.